AUGAAAGACUUAGAAAGUCAAAUAGAGAAAACAGAUGGAGCUUCGUCUCCUUCAGCUAGUUUAAAUUUGGAAAACUCCAAAUGGAAAGACUUUAAAGAUUCGUUCAAACGUGCCAAUAUAAACAAUGAUUCAAAUGCUAUAAGUGUCAAUGAUCCCUUUUCAAAAAGUUUAAAAGAAAGACACUUAAAAAUGAUCAGUCUUGCAGGUUGCAUUGGAACUGGUUUAUUUAUUGGUUCUGGAAAAGCCUUGAAAGCUGGUGGUCCUGCUGGUGUCUUAAUUGGUUGGGCAAUUGUGGGUUCAUCAAUUUUAUGCACAAUGCAUGCACUAGGUGAGCUUUGUGUCAAUUUUCCAUGUUCCGGUUCUUUUAUUGUGUAUUCUACCAGAUUCAUUUGUCCAAGCUGGAGUUUUGCAAUGAGUUGGAAUUAUGCAUUGCAGUGGCUUGUUAUUUUGCCAUUGGAAUUGACGGCAGCUUCGAUGAUUAUUGGAUAUUGGAACAAUAAAAUCAAUGCGGCAGCAUGGGUAGCAAUUUUAUGGACCUUUAUCGUUGUGAUUAAUGUUUUUGGAGUAAAAGGGUAUGGUGAGGCUGAAUUUUGGUUUUCAUUGAUUAAAAUUAUUACUAUUAUUGGAUUUAUGAUUUUGGCGAUAGUGCUAAUCUGCGGAGGAGCACCUAAAGGUGGGUACAUUGGUGGAAAGCACUGGCAUAAUCCAGGUGCAUUUUCUCAUGGUUUCAAAGGUGUCUGCAGUGUGUUUGUGACAGCUGCAUUUUCAUAUGCUGGUACCGAACUUUCAGGAAUGGCUGCUGCAGAAUCAGAAAACCCAACCAAAGUUCUUCCAAAAGCUAUCAAAAAGGUUUUUUGGAGAAUUGUGUUUUUCUAUGUUCUCCCAUUAACCCUUAUUGGAUUUUUGGUUCCAUAUAAUUCCGAGAAACUCAUUGGAUCCAAUUCAUACGACGCUUCAGCUUCACCAUUUGUUAUUGCAAUUACCAACGGUGGGAUCAAAGUCUUGCCAUCAAUUAUGAAUGCAGUUAUUCUCAUUGCAGUCACCUCAGUCGCCAAUGCUUCAGUGUUUGCCUGUUCAAGAACAUUACUUUCAUUAGGAAAUCAAGGAUUUGCACCAAAAAUUUUAUGCUAUAUUGAUAGAACAGGUAGACCAUUAGCUGCAGUCGGUUGUACAUCAUUAGCUGGAUUACUCUGUUUCCUCUCUGCAUCAUCUGCACAAGAAAAGGUUUUCACUUGGAUGCUAGCUAUUUCGGGAUUAUCAGCAAUUUUCGGAUGGGGUAGUAUUUGUUUAUCUCACAUUAGAUUGAGAUUAGCAAUGAAGGCCCAAAACCAAUCAUUAGAUGAUUUACUUUAUAAAUCUCAAGUCGGGUUUUGGGGAUCAAUGUAUGGUUUAAUUGUUAUGAUAUUGAUCUUGGUAGCCCAGUUUUGGAUUGCUCUUUUCCCAAUUGGAUCUUCUCCAAGUGCUGAAACAUUUUUCGAGUCAUACUUGUCUGGUGUUGUUGUAUUGGUUUGUUAUGUUGGCCACAAGAUCUGGACCAGAAGCUGGAGAAUCUGCAUUCCCUUGAAAGAAAUUGAUCUAAGCUCAGCAAAAAAGAAGGUCGAUCUUGAUGUUAUUAAACAAAGUGUCGCUGAAGAAGCAGCUUAUGUCAAAUCCAGACCUUGGUAUUAUAGAGUUUACUACUUCUGGUGUUAA
Messenger RNA from Ascoidea rubescens DSM 1968, 1692 nucleotides. Its product is annotated as amino acid permease. The coding region runs from base 1 to 1692 and encodes 563 amino acids. The transcript is spliced from 2 exons. Gene Ontology annotation, molecular function: amino acid transmembrane transporter activity. Lineage: Eukaryota; Fungi; Ascomycota; Saccharomycetes; Ascoideales; Ascoideaceae. Gene Ontology annotation, cellular component: membrane. The record is from RefSeq and is a predicted model, not a curated record. Gene Ontology annotation, biological process: amino acid transmembrane transport.